Molecule: messenger RNA, 1308 nt
Organism: Mesocestoides corti
Lineage: Eukaryota; Metazoa; Platyhelminthes; Cestoda; Cyclophyllidea; Mesocestoididae
Source: the annotation of a GenBank genome assembly
AUGACACAGUGUGACUGGAAAAAAGGUACUUUGAAUAGCAAGGUUGAUAGUGAGUCGGAAAAAGAGGUUGUUGAAUGGGUCAGCAAGUUGACGGGUGAAAAUAUCCCACUCGGUAUUGGGAAUAUUGCUGCAGCACUAAAGAAUGGCCAAAUCCUCGUCAAGCUUGUAAAUGUGGUUUAUGAGGGAACUAACCCCCUUCCUCCAACUGUCACCAAGAAGAAGCACCCAUUCAAAGUAAACACAGCUUCAGCUCCGUUCAAACAAAUGGAAAACAUCCAGAUUUUCCUAACCGCUGCCGAGGCCUAUGGUGUUCCCCGUACCAGCCUUUUCCAGACGGUUGACCUCUAUGAGAUGAGAAAUAUGUCUCAGGUGAUAAACUGUCUCCUUCAGCUUGGAACGGAGUGCCAGCGGAACAAUUUCAAUGGACCCACCUGUGGACCAAAGCCAACGUACGAAAACAAACGUGACUUCACUGAAGACCAGCUUGCCGCCUCAAAGACCAUUAUUGGCCUCCAGGCAGGCUCAAACAAAGGUGCUAGCCAGAAGGGCAUGAGCAUGGGCGCGGUCCGCCACGUCGCAGACAUAAAAGCUGAUGAAAUGUCCAAAGAAGCGCAGGGAAUUAUUGGACUCCAAGCAGGCUCAAACAAAGGAGCCAGCCAAAGCGGCAUGGCUAUGGGCUCCGUGCGCCACAUCACUGAUAUUAAGGUUGAUGAAAUGUCCGACGCGGGCAAAACCUCACUUAAUCUUCAGACGGGAACUAACAAAGGUGCCAGUCAAUCGGGCAUGGCCAUGGGUGCUAUCCGCCAUAUUGCGGACCAAAAUAUAUCUGAGAUGUCUGCAGAGGGUAAAAGCGUAAUUGGUCUGCAAUACGGCUCAAAUAAAGGCGCUAGUCAGAGUGGAAUGGCCAUGGGAACCAGGCGUCAUGUGGCUGAUAUUAAAGUGGAUCCAAUGUCCAGGGAAGGGGAAGGUAUCAUUGGGCUGCAGGCGGGCUCAAAUAAGGGGGCCACUCAAAGCGGGAUGGCAAUCGGUUCUAUGCGUCAUGUGGCCGAUAUUAAAGUCGAUGAAAUGACCAAGGACAGUCAUGGUGUGAUUGGCUUACAGGCCGGCACCAACCAAUAUGCUACCCAGUCAGGAAUGAGCAUGGGCAGUAGACGUCAUGUUGCCGAUAUUAAAAUUGGAGAAAUGUCGAAGGAAAGUGCAGGAAUCAUUGGACUCCAAUCGGGCUCUAACCAAGGAGCAAGCCAAGCCGGAAUGAGCUUUGGAACACAGCGACACAUUGACAAUGUCAAAGUGGGAGAACUUAAGUAG